AUGGAAACAUUAAAAGAGGAAGAACAAUUCCGAAAUUUCGAUACUCCAUUAUUAAAUACACCACAUCAUUUAAAAGAAGAAACACAAAUACAACAAAAAGAACGAGAACAACAACAGCAGCAACAACAACAGCUACAACAACAAUUACAAUUACAAAAUGAAAGAGAAAAUCGAAAUCACAAUAUAACAGAAGAGUUAAAUAAAAUACCGAGUAGUAAUAAUUCAUCUAAUAGUAGUUCACCUAAUCCAUUAUCUAUAUCAGUAUCAUCAUCACUCGGUUCAGCAUCUUCAAUUCAUUUAACACCACAAGGUACAAUUGGUAAUUAUUUGGUUAUAAAAACAAUUGGUAGAGGUCAAUUUGGUAAAGUUAAAUUAGGUUACCAUAAGAAAAUACCAAAUGAAAAAGUUGCAAUUAAAAUUAUAAAUAAAGGUAAAUUAGAUCCAGAAACAUUAAAAAUGGUACAAAGAGAAGUUAGAAUUAUGAAAUUAUUACAUCAUCCAAAUAUAAUUAGAUUAUAUGAAGUUAUUGAAACUAGUAGAGCAUUAUAUUUGAUAAUGGAAUAUGCAGGGGAGGGAGAGGUAAUGGAUUUUAUGAUUGCACAUGGAGUAUUAACAGAAUCACAAGCACGUACUUUUUUCACACAAAUCGUAUCAGCCAUCAACUAUUGUCAUAGCAAGAGGGCGGUACAUAGGGAUUUAAAGCCCGAGAAUUUAUUAUUAGAUUGCAAUAGACAGAUUAAGAUCAUCGAUUUCGGGUUAUCAAAUGUUUUCACACCUGGUAGUUAUUUGAAAACUUUCUGUGGUUCACCAACUUAUGCAUCACCCGAACUUAUUCUACGUAAAGAAUACAAUGGUCCUUCGGUGGAUGUUUGGAGUAUGGGCGUGGUGUUGUUUGUGUUGGUCACUGGUUAUCUACCAUUCGAUGGUGAUAACUAUGUGGAACUAUUUCAAAAGAUAUUGGCAGGUAAUUAUACAAUACCCUCUUAUUUAACUCAUGAAUGUAAAUCAUUAAUCUCAAGAAUGUUGGUUGUUGAUCCAGAUAAAAGAGCCACAAUGGAAGAAAUUAUCAAUCAUCCUUGGUUAUCAUCAACAAAACAAAUCAUACUAUCAACUACAAUGACUGAUAGUUUAAAAAAUUUAAAUUCAUGUUUAGAACAACAAAUUAAUGUUGAAAAUUUAUUAAAUCAAUCUUUAAAUAAUAGUAAUAAUAAUAAUAUAAAUAAUAUAAAUAAUAUAAAUAAUACGAUGGCGACCAUGAACAAUAGUAAUAAUAAUAAUAAUAAUAAUAAUAAUAAUAAUAAUAAUAAUAAUAAUAAUAAUAAUAAUAAUAAUAAUAAUAAUAAUAAUAAUAAUAAUAAUAAUAAUAAUAAUAAUAAUAAUAAUAAUAAUAAUACCACCACAACCACCAAUGCGACAACAACAACACCAAUUACAUCACCAAUACAAAAUAGAAAUAAUGAAGAAUUAGAUCAAGAAAUUAUAGAAGAGUUAGUAGGAUUAGGAUUUGAAAGAGAAGAACUUUGUAAUAGUAUUAGACAAAAUAAAUAUAAUGAUGCUGCUUCAACUUACUUUUUAUUACAAGGUAAAAAGUUAAGAGAAAGUCAACAAAAUCAAACUGAUAACGCAAAGAAAUUGGAAAAGUUUUAUUCAGAACCUUUAACAAUACCCGCUCAUGUCGGUGAGAACAGUCCUUUAAUUAAAUAUAAAAGACAUCAUAAAAGAAGUAAUACUGUUGAUAGUCCAAAAUCAACAAAUACUCCACAAUAUAGAUCAUCAAAUACACAACAAAACAAUCACCACCACCAACAACAACAACAACAACAACAACAACAACAACAACAACAUCACCACCAUACACAACAACAAAACCAACAACAAAGCCAACAGCAAUAUAAUAAUAAUAAUCAUAAUAAACCACCAACUCCUACAAUUGUGACAACACAAGCUUCUACAACAGUAAAUAACCAUAUUAGUAUCAAUAAUAAUAAUAAUAAUAAUAAUAAUAAUAAUAAUAAUAAUAAUAGUAGUACCCCAGGAUCAAAUACAGUUAGUAGUACACAAUCAAGUAGUAUAAAUAGUUCGGUUAAUCCAUCACCACUUUGUUUAUCGAAUGCUGUACCAGUUAGUUUAAGAGAGAAAUUAAGAGAAAAAGAAGCAACCACCACUAAUACAACCACAACCACCACCACAACAACAACAACAACAACAAAUACAAGUAGUAAUAACUCAUCUAAUCAAUCAAUUAGUUCAAUUUCUCCACCAACUUCAACCUCACCAAAUCUUCAACCUUUCUCUUUAGCUUCAACAGCUAAUAAUAACAAUAACAAUAAUAAUAGUAAUAAUAAUAGUAAUAAUAAUAAUAAUAAUAAUAAUAAUAAUAAUAAUAGUUUAAAUAGUCAUAUUCAAAGAAGAGCAACAGCAUCAUCAUUACAACAACAACAACAAAUGCAACAAGCAAGUAAUACACGUAGAUUAAGAAGUAAUAGUAGCAGUGUUGCGGAUCAAAGUCAAAGACAAGAGUCCAGAAAAUUAGAGGAUGACUGGGUAAUUUUCGAAGAUUAUUCAAAUGAUGGUCAUAGAGAUGGACAACCUAAAAAUUAUCAUCUUCAACCAUCUUCAUUAUCAUCUCAUAAGAAACAAAAAUCACCUGUUCAUUCAUUUUUAUCAUCUUUUAAAAAUAUAUUAAAAAGAAGUGAUGAUAAAUCAUUUAACAGUAGUAGUUCAAAUAAUAAUACUAAUAAUAAUAAUACAACUACAAGUGUUAGUACAAAUAAUACACCAAGAACUCUUGAAGUUGAUCAUCAAAAUAGUAAUAAUAAUAACCAACAGGCUACAUCAAGUAGCCCAAAUGUAACAUCACCAUCAUCACCAUCUCAACAACAACAACAAGAACCAAGAAUUGUUAGAUUUGUAUUUGGUGUCAAUACAACAACCAUGAAGGAUGCACCAGAGUUAAUGCAACAAGUACUUAAAGUGGUUGAUACUUUUUGUAUUCCCCACACAAAGAAAGCACCAUUCCUUAUUGAAUGUGAAACAGAGGGUGUAAGAUUCUCAAUCGAGAUUUGUAGAUUACCAAGACUCUCUGUCAAUGGUUUAAAAUUCAAAAGAAUUGGCGGUUCUUCAUGGAGAUAUAAAAGUAUUUGUAAGGAUUUACUAUCUCAAAUGAAAUUAAAUUCACAUUAA
Dictyostelium discoideum AX4 is the source of this 3183-nucleotide messenger RNA. RefSeq lists its product as hypothetical. NCBI's taxonomy places the organism in Eukaryota, Evosea, Eumycetozoa, Dictyosteliales, Dictyosteliaceae. The transcript is spliced from 2 exons. Bases 1 to 3183 code for a protein of 1060 amino acids. Gene Ontology annotation, molecular function: protein kinase activity; protein serine/threonine kinase activity; protein serine kinase activity. The record is from RefSeq and is a predicted model, not a curated record.